GUUUAAACAAAUCUCCAUCAAUGAGUGAUGACUUUUGGAGGAGUCCAGGAGAUGCCCCCAGUCGACAUGUCCGCUAUCGACCAAAGCGGCCCAAAUCUGCACCCUUGGCAGAGUUUGGAGAUGAGAUGAGCGUGUCUUUAGCGUCUGUAAAUUUGAUCAAUACCAGUGGCACUCUGGACGACUCCUUCAUGUCUAAUGACACCCAGGGAAGCCCCCAGUCCCCAUCUGCCAGCAAAGAGUUCCUACUGGAGGGUAUUCCAGAGUCCCCCACCACCCCUGUCCUGAAAAAAGAAUAUCUUCUGGCAGAGUGCCAGGGAUUUGAUGGCUCAUGGUACCUAGAUGCUGCCCUGGCAGAGAUCUUAGAUACAUCAGUGGAGAGGAUGAUUGCCAGGUGCCCCUGUCCUAGUCAGAGUGUAUGGGCUACAGUCCUGGCUGUGGUUUGGCUGCAAAGGAAUGCAGGACAACAUUCAGAGUGGACUUUUAUUAAGAAGAAGGCCUUGGAUUGGCUGAACUCCCAGUGUAUCCGUAGUGAUAGCUUGCUAGAUUUAGCAGGAACAGCAGCAGAUGUUUUAAGAAUACAAAGACGUGAUGAAGUAUUAGGUGAUAUACUUAGAAACUAUAAUCAAAAAGAUGAUACUGAAAAUGUUUUAUCUGCAGUGAAUCUUGGGAAUGGUAUUGGAGAGGGCAGAAGAGAACCUGUAGAUGGCAGCACUAUUAGAGCUAAGUCACUGGAUAGGGAAGUUGAAUUCAGGGAAAAUUCAAGAUGGAGUGAUACAAGUAAUGCUAGAAACUUUGUUGAAAUAUCAAGAGAAAAAACUAAUGAUUCUGUGAAAGGAGAGAUAAGCCCUACUUUGAACGUCUCAAAUAAAAUAAAUAUGCCACUUAGGAGCUCUACACCAGACACCAAUAUUGGUAGAAAUGGUUUUGAACACCCUGGCCAGACUUAUGUAUCAGGUCAGACGGUGGUGCCAUCUAUUGUGCAGACAAAUGGAUUGGAUGCUCUUAAGCAUAUACACCCCUUGGCAACACAUACUGGUGGAUCUGAUCAUGGAUUACAUGCGAUUAUGGAAUGGAUGAAGACUGUCAGUGAGAGGGAGCAUCAUCAAGUGCCAAAUGAUAAUAUCAGAGAUGAUGAAAUAGACAGUCUCAUCUCACUGGUCAGUGAUGAUAGAAUACUUACGGCUGAAAAUGAUGAUGAAAGUUUUGACGCAGCGGCUAGCAAUAAAUGGAAGAAUGCAAGGUACCUUAGCAGUGCUGGGGAUACGCUAUUAAACACCUACACAAAAACAAACCACAUGGCCUCUAGAACUCACCACUCACAAAAUGGACAUGACACUAUUGACCAGGGUUAUGGAAAAGAAAGUUCUCUGUCUUAUCCCUCCUCCAAUGUUUCAUAUAGUGCUAUUAAAGUUGGAGAGUCAUAUGUAUUUGAAACUUCUGUGUAAAAAGAAGAAAAAGGGAAGGUUGUAAUUUUAGUAAGAUAUGUUAUGCAGUUGUAUUUUUAAUACCAGUUUCAAGUUAUAUACUAUUCUAAUUGAUGGGGGAAAGAGUGCCCACUGUCAAAAAUUUUUAUUGUACUUAUGUUGAAAUUCUAGUCUCUUAAGUUGGAUUCAAAUCUUAGACUAAUUGUUUAUCCAGUCAGUAAAUAAGAAUGUGCAUUAUGUACUGUUUACAGCGAGACCAACAAUGACAGUUGUAUAUGCAUGACUAGUGGGCCAUUUUACAUUUCUUUCCUACUUUCUGAACUGCUGUUAUGUUAAAAUGUGACAAGAAGGUUCAGGAUAACAGGGUUUUAUCUGAAUAAAUGUUUCAGAAGAUAUAGUUAUUUUCUAUAUUUUUACUUCACUUAUUAUAAAAAAUAAAUGCAGUCAGUAAUAUUACCACAGACAUUUCACCUUAGUCUAGUGACAGACGCUAUUUAUUUUUUAAUUGUCAAUCAAAACACCAUGCAAAGGUAAGGUGUGUACUUUAUGUUUCUAAUAUGUGGUUAAGUUUACUGUUUAUUCAUUUGAUUAAGUAUACUACAGCAUAGUAUAUAAAAUCGGCCUUGAAAAGGACAUGUUUACUCAACAGAAUGACAAUGAGACUUUGUACCGGCAGCAUUGUUUUUACAUUAUAUACAUAUCUGUAAGCAUGAGAUAUCACAUAUUUACAUGCGUUUCACUGUCAUGUAUUGAUAUUUAUUGUCCAUAUUGUUACCCUUUUAGCUGUCAUUCAAUAUUGUGAUAAUAUGUAAUAAUUAAAAUUGGAGUUAUUUUAGAUAAACAUAUUAUGCUGAGAUUAUAUGUAAAGAAAAUCUGAAUCUGUUGUCAUUAGUGCCUGGUACGCUGACAAAGGAAAUAAGAUAUUUAACGUACACAAUGAUAUCAGUACUCUAUAAUAUAUCCUGAGAUUAUAGGGCAGUCCAUAACAAUGUGAUAGUAACUGUAUCUUAAUUUUAAAGAUUAGAGUAUGUAUACAUAUCUGUGCAACAGAAUGGAGAAAGUUAAAAAAAUAUAUUUCAAAUGAUUCAUAUUUCAUUGUGUGUGUAUUGUUUCAAAUAUGCAGUCAUGUGUAAGGGAGUAUUUACAUGUUGUAUACCUGGAAAUGAAAUCUUCAUUUAGUACGUUAAAUAUGUAUAUAUUUCAACUGUAUUAAGUUUUGUGUUUGGUGCCAAAUGAUAUGUUUUUGUGACAAUAUGGCUAAUUUGCAAAACAUAUAUAUAUUGCUUGAACGAGUAAUAGUAAGUAAGACGAGUAUGCUUGUGAGUUGCAGUCAUUUUGUUUGUUUCAGUAUUUUGGUAUAAUUAUUAUUGAAACAGUUAGAUUAUCCAUUAUUAAUUAUUUCACAACAAUUGGCCAGAUGGAAGUUAAGUUUCUAAAGAGGUAUGAAAGAAGGCAUGAGUAUACCUCCCACCGUAUUUAAUUAUAUUUGUGGUUCAUUUUAGCCGUGGGAAGGCUUGUAUUAAAACUACUUAAAUUGAGAAUGGCAAUCUGUUUAUCAUGUGCAAUUUUCUCAAAAUCCUAGAUCUCCCCAUUAUUCAUUAUACAUUCAUUCAUAGAAAUUAUAUAGUUAUCAAUAUAGUUCAGAUCAGAAUGCGUACAGACACUGUGCACAUCAUAUAAAGGACAUCCGUUUUUGUAAAUUCUUAAUACAAUAAACCAUAUUGGUAACACUGUG
This is a messenger RNA of Lingula anatina, 3159 nucleotides long. Its product is annotated as von Willebrand factor A domain-containing protein 5A. The record is from RefSeq and is a predicted model, not a curated record. NCBI's taxonomy places the organism in Eukaryota, Metazoa, Brachiopoda, Lingulata, Lingulida, Lingulidae.